Messenger RNA from Dreissena polymorpha, 1908 nucleotides. RefSeq names its product hematopoietically-expressed homeobox protein Hhex-like. The coding region runs from base 259 to 1479 and encodes 406 amino acids. Gene Ontology annotation, biological process: cell differentiation; regulation of transcription by RNA polymerase II. NCBI's taxonomy places the organism in Eukaryota, Metazoa, Mollusca, Bivalvia, Myida, Dreissenidae. Gene Ontology annotation, molecular function: DNA-binding transcription factor activity, RNA polymerase II-specific; RNA polymerase II cis-regulatory region sequence-specific DNA binding. The transcript has 3 exons. The record is from RefSeq and is a predicted model, not a curated record.
GACAAAAUUAAGGGUUUUCAUUGUUGAAUAUCAGUGUUUGUGUGGUGCUAGGUUAAUAAGUAAUUGUUAGUAAAAUAAUAACAGUACAGGCGAUAUAAAGUCCGCGAUGUGUCGGUUUUGAGCUUUUUUGCAAAACUUUCUUACAUAUCGGGAGUUUCUUUGUGACAGUGUAAAUGCUUUCUCCGAUUUCAAUAUUUUAUUGAACGAAGGACAUUUGCUAUUUAAUUAAGAAAAAUAUAGCUCAAAUCGUAUGAGACAAUGAUUCAUUUAAUGCCAAGCUAUGGGUCACAGGGUCGGACGGAAAAUCCGGCGGCGUACUACUCUUCAAUGUUCGACACUGACUCCGGAUUACGUCACCGAGAAAACCCGAACCGUCCUAGCAAAGACGUGACGUCAUUACGUCGCGCGGAAACGCCUCCACCCGUUCCGCUUCAUCAGCAUUCCUCAUUUUUAAUCGACGACAUUCUCGGAAAGAAGGAACGGGAACGCGAGGAACAGCGCCAACGCGACCGGGAACACCGGCGCGAGCGAGAGAGACGGAGGAGCGGGGAGGACGACGCUGACAGGAGACUGCACGAUGGUGACCGCGACGAUCACAGGCAUGUAGAAAGGACUCAGAAUGGUCGCCAUGAAAGGGACGAAAGAGACUUAGAAGAAGUGAAAAAUAGGGAAAAUCGAUUCAGGGACAGCGAACGAGAUAGAUAUUUAGAGUCACUCAGAGAAAAAGAAUAUCAUUAUGAACGGCAUUCACAUCGUUUAGACAUUUCACCGUCGGCAAAGUCAAUCCCCUCUCCGCCGUCGUCGUCGAUGGCGUCUCUACUAUCUCCGGAACUUCCCCGUCCUACGCCCAUCAACCCAGCUGCAAUACAAACAAGUGCUUUAACCACCCCCGCGAUAUUUAAGCCAAUGCCGACGAUGUACGAUCCGUCGGUGCUCUCGCCGGCAGUGUAUUUGAACCCACACCUGUCGGCCUGCCAGACCUCCCUCAUGCGUCAGAUGUGCGGUGGACUUGGCUCCGUGAACGCCAUGCCGGGAUUCCGGGGUCACGAGUACUCCGGUCUCUUCGAUAACCAAUACGCAUUCUCCAAAGUAUACCACAACCGCCCCUUUUUCUGGCAUCCGUUCCUGCAGAGACCCAUGCAGAAAAGGAAAGGCGGACAGGUCCGGUUCUCCAACGACCAGACCAUCGACCUGGAAAAGAAGUUUGAGUCCCAGAAGUACCUCUCGCCGCCAGAGCGGAAGCGCCUGGCAAAGUCCCUGCAGCUCACCGAGCGACAGGUCAAGACGUGGUUCCAGAACCGCCGAGCAAAGUGGCGUCGACUUAAACAAGAGUCUCCAACGCCGGACAAAGCGGAGGGAGAACAAGGAGAGCACUCUAAGGAGAUCAACGAAGAUGACCUUAGUAACGAGUCAUCAGACGAGGAUUCUAACGAUUGUGAUGACGUCGUUGAUGACGUCAUAGAUGUGGGACAGGACUGAACGAAAAUCUUAAAUAGAUCUGUGGCUGGAUGAAACCGCGUGCGAACGAGUACUGUGAUUCUGCGUUGACGUAGGUUCUUUGAUAAGUGAAACUAAUACUGUUUCAAUUAAACGGUGUUACGUGGAUUAAGAAAACUGAAAUUAUGGAACAACUGAGAUGUCCAGCUUGACAAGAAACAAUCUAGUUUUCUGAAGCCGCUAAUAAUGUAGUACGUAUACUUUGAAACAAAAAGUGUAAAGGGCAACUUUUUCAUUGAAAUGUUUGUAGUUUAAUGGAAUACAACGAAUCGAGUCAUUAGUGACAUAAUUUCAUUUUUGUGAUAGAGACUAGGGUUUGGUUGUAUUAAUUAAGUGCAUUAUUACAAUAUUCCCGUAUGUACAGAUUAUUUUGUUUUGUAUUAUUUAUGAAUAAAAAGGAAGAAAAAAACA